GUCUCUUCCCCGACGUCCGCGAAGCCUUCCCGUCACGAUCAUAUGACGGAAGGCGAUUCCUCACAUUCACGGGAUAGAAGUCGGAAGGAGUAAAUAACAGUCAGGCCGCGUCAACGGAAGAGAGAAGCAGCUGGGUCAGAUAUUAAAAAGAGUUUUGUCGGGUUUAAUAGGACUAGUGGCCAUUGAAUUUGGUGUUUUAGCGAUUCAUUGAGAGAGAGCAUGGAUCAGAAGCCACCACCUUAUAACCCGGAGAUGGGCCCUCAUCCACCGGGACCCCCUCCUCCAUAUCAGCCUAUGCCACCCCCUCCACCACCAACGCAGAUUGGAUUCGUUGGUGCGACCCCAGGUGCUAGCACAACCAUCAUCACCACACAACAACCGACUUACGGAAGCAUCCCUGUAGUGGUCCAGCCUGUGCGGGGGGCAGAUGUUAUUGUUGUUGGAGGAUGCCCAGCUUGUAGGGUGGGUGUGCUAAGCGAAGACUUCACUCUGGCUGGUCUGUGUUGUGCUUUCUGGUUCUUCCCCAUCGGCAUCUUGUGCUGCCUAGCCAUGAGGGAACGACGGUGCAGCAACUGUGGAGCAUGCUUCUCUUAGUAUUUGAAAAGUUUGCCCACACACCUUUUCUUAUCUGUUUUUCUUGGUCUUGGGAAAGCAUAGAGUGGGAAGCACAACAUUUACACAAGAGUUUCUCACCAAAUUGGGCAAGGUUGUAUCGCUUUGUAGUGGUGCUUGCAGCCAUGUUCUUCGUUAUUAGGAGCAGACACUUGAUGAGAUGUUGCAAGGCAAAUCAAGAGGAUAUGCAAGCAUAGCCUCCAUAUGAUAUUUUGGUUACCAUCUACUUUUGGAUUUGCAUCUUGUGUAACUGUCAUAUAACUUAAAAAAAAAAAAAACUGCAGCCUAUAUGCAGCAUUAUCAGAGAGGAGAGGCCCUCUCCCACAAGUGUCUGCUCCUCUUUGUUGUAGCAGAACAACAAAAUACAGUCUUGUUUUCUGUAUUCUGUUUUAGUUGGACAUAGUUAGAUUUGUAUUUUAUAUAUAUAUAUAUAUAUAUAUAUAUUACAUAUGUAUAUAUAAGGAAAAUAUAUAGUUAUGAUAUAAAGGUUUAUGAAUAUAUAUAUAUAUAUAUAUAUAUAUAUAUAUAUAUAUAUAUAUAUAUAUAUAUAUAUAUAAUAGAUUCCUAUGAUGAACUUAAGAAAGAAACGUCCAUGUGAGUUAAAAUUAGGGCUUGAUUAUUGGCAUUAAAAGUACAAUUAAUUUCUCAUACAUGUACAGUAUCUUGAUUUUAAUCCCAAAAUAAAAUUUAUGAAUGCGGUUUCUGAAAUGAAUGAUUACCGCUCAAUUAAAAAAAUGUCAUGACCCAGAAUGGUCAUUACAUAAUGAUUUGGUAUGAAGUGAACACCUUUGAUCAGAUAUGAUAGUCCCGAACAGAUAUUUGUAUUCUUUUGUUCACUCUGAUAAAAGGUUUUCGAACUUCUUGUUUUUGACUCAUAUCAAAAGCAAAAGAAGACCUUGUUGUUGGACUUUUGAAAAAUAACCAACUUAUUUCUUCACUGUGAUUCAGGAAGUCAUCAGGACUGCUAAUAGGUUCCUCUAUUCUUAAUUCAGAUAUAUUUGUAUACUGAUUCCUGUGAGAGUUAGACAUGUAAGUACUUAUUCCUAUUUUUGGGGGUUGUAGAAUUUUCUUGUUCUGAAUAAUGUCUUGAUUCGGAAAAUAACGAGGCAUUUACAUACUCUGUUGAUUUCUCUAUAGUGUUGUAUGUUUUUGUAAAGAAAUAAAAGACAACUGUUA
This is a messenger RNA of Penaeus monodon (black tiger shrimp), 1788 nucleotides long. Its product is annotated as brain protein I3-like. Lineage: Eukaryota; Metazoa; Arthropoda; Malacostraca; Decapoda; Penaeidae. Bases 220 to 594 code for a protein of 124 amino acids. The transcript has 4 exons. The record is from RefSeq and is a predicted model, not a curated record.